Hymenoscyphus albidus is the source of this 2211-nucleotide messenger RNA. Lineage: Eukaryota; Fungi; Ascomycota; Leotiomycetes; Helotiales; Helotiaceae. The record is from the annotation of a GenBank genome assembly.
AUUGUCUACCAAAAUACCGAUGCGGUCCUAUUUUCAAAAAGCUUCGGAUAUUUUUGUAUACAUGUAAUACUGGGAUGAUUCUCGCUCAAUGACAUCGCUCUUCUUCCUGUAACCUUCCCCCAAGAUACCUCGGGCCUCUCGGUCAUGAUUCCCCACAAUCCCCCCAAACUCUACCUAUACCUACCCCAGUACCAGUCGGUCUACUGUACAGUACCAUGUAACUCCAAGCUCCCCCAAGGGAGAAUUACGUCCUCCAUCCUCGGAUUCUCCGGUCCUACACGAAGCUUAUCAUUAAAAAUCUCCCAUCAGACCUCAAAACCGGAGUUUUAAAAAAUCUCCUUCUCUCCUCAAGCACAGCAACCCUUCAAUAUGCCUUAUCAUUCCCCAUUUCCAGAUCUGGAUAUACCAAAAUUUGAUAUUUUGACGUACUUGUUUCCUCCGGGUGAAUCCCCAUCAACGACACCAAUAUGGAUCGAUUCGAAGGAUACUAGUAUUUCCUUGUCACCUGCUCAGUUAUUGCAAUGGGUGAAGAGACUGGCUGUUGGAUUGGAUAAGACGGGGAUUAAGAAGGGUGAUGUAGUCAUGAUAUACACGCCGAAUCAUACAUUCGUCCCAGCUGCGUAUCUUGGUAUCGUAGGAGCUGGGUAUGCUUUUAGUGGUGCAAAUCCAGUAUAUACAUUACCGGGUAAGUAAACACGCACUACCUUAUUUCUUAUUCUAACAAGUCUCAGAAAUGGCCCAUCAAAUCAACGAUACCGGCGCUCAAAUCAUCUUGGCACACCCUUCAAUGAUCGAAACCGCUGUAGCAGCAGCCAAACAAGUAGGACUUUCCCCAAGCCGGAUCUUUCAAUUCUCAGAUGUGGAAAACCCACCCGUGGAAGGAAUCCUAGACUGGCGAGCUCUAAUAGGAAGCCCCUCAGAAGGUGAGAAAUACACAUGGCCACGACUAAGUGCACAACAAUCCAUCAACACAGUAGCCACAAUAAACUACUCCUCCGGAACCACCGGUCUCCCAAAGGGAGUCUGCGUCAGCCAUCACAACAUCAUCGCCAACGUCGAACAAUCCUGCUUCACAAAGUACCACGGCAAGCCAUUUACACGAGAAACCGCACCCCCAGAGCGAUGGAUUGGUUUCCUGCCACUAUAUCACGCGUACGGACAACUCUACACGAUCCUCAUGGCCGUAAAACUCAACGUACCAGUCUACAUCAUGAAACAAUUCAUCUACACCGACUUCCUCCAAUGCAUCCAAGACCGUCGGAUAACCCAUCUACACGUCGCACCCCCCAUCCUCGUCAUGCUUUCCAAACGGCCCGAAACCGUGAACUACGAUCUCAGCUCCGUGACAGACGUCCUCUGUGGCGCAGCGCCGCUGUCAAAGAACCUACAAAAUGACGUCUCCAGACGAUUCAAGAUGCAGAUUAAUCAAGGCUGGGGGAUGACGGAGGUUACUUGCGGCGCGAUUGGAGUGGUGGGUGGUGUGAAUGAUGACUCCGGGAGCGUGGGACAGUUGCUUGCGAAUACGGAGUGUAAACUUCUUGAUGAUGAGGGGAGGGAGGUGAAACUUGGGGAGGCGGGGGAGAUGUAUAUCCGGGGGCCGCAGGUGUGUUUGCGGUAUUGGAAGAAUGAUGUUGCGACCAAGGAGAGUAUUAGUGAAGAUAGGUGGCUAAGGACGGGAGAUGUAGCAAUCUGUGAUGAGAGGGGUUAUUUCUGGAUCGUGGAUAGGAAGAAGGUUCAUCCCCUAUCUUUUCCCAUUUUUAUCCUUUCCAUCCCAUCCCAUCCUACCCCCAUACCCUAAAAACCCCACCUCCUAACACACCCCCACAGGAACUAAUAAAAGUCAACGCCCUCCAAGUCGCCCCCGCCGAACUGGAAGCCGUCCUCCUCAGCCAUCCACAAAUCGCCGACGCAGCCGUAGUAGGCAUCACACUGCACAACGAGGAAUGGCCACGCGCCUACGUCGCCAUCCAAGAAGAAGCCAAGGGGAAAGUCACGCCCGCAGAGAUCCAGGAAUGGAUCAAGCCUCGUGUUGCGAAGCAUAAGUGGUUGGUUGGUGGUGUGACGUUCGUGGAGGAGGUGCCGAAGCUGGCGAGUGGGAAGAUUCAGAGGAAGGUUAUGAGGGAGUGGGCGAAGGCUGAUGCGGAGGUUUUGGAGAGGGUUGUUAGGGCUAGGUUUUGAGUUUGUGGAUGGUGGGUUGAGGUUGGAAAUGGG